GGUCUCAGUUACCUGUAUUUAAACGACGAUUUGAACAGGAAGCGACACAGAUGUGACAUCGUAAGCUCAGCGACCAACCAUAUUUCUGGAAGUCUCUGCCUGAAGUACCAAGAAUUGUAAGAGUUCUCGAUUACCAACACUUCUCAAAUGAAUCAGCGAGAGGAAAUGCUCACCGCUGCACGAGAAAGAAACUUGGAUCAGAUGAAUAAAGCGCUAACGGACUGCAUGGCUGUCAACCUUCAGAACAAAAGAGAGAUAGAGGACGCUAAAAUACAACUAAUGGCCUUGUGUCAGGAAGAAAUGGAAGGGGCCGUUCAAAGAAAAAACUGGGAAGAGCUCCGUGAGUGCAUCAAGAAAAUAGAGAACACCUGUGUCGGGGACAUGGUGCAACAACAGGCUUGGUUCAGAAAGGGCAAGGAAUUAUUAUGGAAACGAGAGCUGGGCGAGAAAGCGAUGAUCGAGGCCAUGAGGAGUAACGAUGAGGUCGAUGGUGACAGACCUUCAGACCAUGUCAUUAACGUCAUCGUUGCAGCCUUCAUUAUGGUUGGAGUAAGCGAGGAGGAAGUUGAUACAUGGCAGAAGGUCAAUGCAAAACUGAAGGAAAUAAGCAAACAACAACUUAUGAACAAAGUUCGCAGUUUGGACUGCUCUUUACUGACUCCAGAUCAGGUGGAUCUGGUCAAAAAGAAGCUGGGGUGAGCUGGCGGGACGUUUGGCGAGCACAGACCAACAGAAACUUUCAAGAAAGAGAGUACGAUGCCCGUGAAUAUCAACGAUGUAGGUAGAGGCUGCGCCAUGUCUCCCUUACUCAUGACAAAGUAACAAGUGCUUUGACUCUUAGUUAAUUAUUAUAGGUAGAAUUUUUACACAUUAUUGUAAUAAAUCUCUACUUUACAAACUUUCUGUAUAUUUCGUAACACGAGUCAACUAAGAGUUGUGUUCUUUUGUUUUCAUGUACACAUCUGUCACUGUUUGCUGCGUUUUCAUCAUGUGUGCUAAUUGUAUUAUUUCCGCAUCACCAUUUAGACAAUUUAAAAUUCCUAGAUCAUAAUAUUUAAAAU
Pomacea canaliculata is the source of this 1061-nucleotide messenger RNA. RefSeq lists its product as uncharacterized. NCBI's taxonomy places the organism in Eukaryota, Metazoa, Mollusca, Gastropoda, Architaenioglossa, Ampullariidae. The transcript is spliced from 6 exons. The coding region runs from base 148 to 699 and encodes 183 amino acids. The record is from RefSeq and is a predicted model, not a curated record.